Molecule: messenger RNA, 2313 nt
Organism: Xyrauchen texanus (razorback sucker)
Lineage: Eukaryota; Metazoa; Chordata; Actinopteri; Cypriniformes; Catostomidae
Product: sorting and assembly machinery component 50 homolog B
Exons: 15
Coding region: 125-1534 (469 amino acids)
Biological process (GO): protein insertion into mitochondrial outer membrane; mitochondrial respiratory chain complex assembly
Cellular component (GO): outer membrane; SAM complex
Source: RefSeq, a predicted model, not a curated record
GGGUUGCUUGUCAUGGCGUCCUCCUUGAAGGGGGUUGGGUUCACUGCUUCGUAUUAAGUUCGAUAUUUUACAUUCCCACGGCACCGUCAGCUUCAUCGCGUUUAGGAUAUUGUUGCACAUUAAAAUGGGGACUGUGCAUGCGAGGAGUAUGGAUUCUUACCCCAUGUAUGGGCGAGACCGGGGCGUCAACCCAGAGGAGAUAGAAGUGAUGGAGGCUGUGCAAGAAACUAAACAAGAGAUUUUAGAAAAUAAAGAUGUUGUUGUGCAGAAUGUGAACAUUGCAGGUCUAGGUAGAACUAAAGAGGAUUACUUGGGCUAUGAGAUCUCUGAUGUCUUCACUGCCAGGAACCUGGUUGAAGUGAUGAGGAAAUCCCAUGAGGCCAGACAGAGGUUACUUUGUCUGGGCAUAUUUAAAGACGUGGAGGUGGUGAUUGACAUCUCAGAAGGAGCGGAUGCGCUGCCAAAUGGGCUCAAUGUUACUUUUGAGGUUACUGAGCUAAAACGUCUAACUGGAAGUUACAACACCUUGGUUGGAAAUAAUGAAGGCAGUAUGGUACUGGGUAUUAAGCUUCCAAACAUUUUUGGUCGUGGAGAGAGACUCACCUUCCAAUUCUCAUAUGGCACUAAAGAGACAUCCUAUGGCCUAUCUUUUUUCAAACCUCAGCCGGGUUAUUAUGAACGCAACUUUGCUCUGAACCUGUACAAAGUCACUGGCCAGUUUCCAUGGAGCUCUCUAAAAGAAACCGACAGGGGCGUUUCUACAGAACUGAAUUUCCCUCUGUGGAUGACAGAUCACACUCUGAAAUGGGAGGGUGUGUGGCGAGAACUUGGAUGUCUGGCCCGAAGUGCCUCCUUUGCUGUGAGAGAGGAAAGUGGCCACACCCUAAAAUCCGCCCUUUCUCACACCAUGGUAAUAGACACCAGAAACUCAGCGAUCUUGCCCCGAAGAGGUGCCUUACUACGAAUCAACCAGGAAUUGGCAGGAUACACCGGUGGAGAUGCCAGUUUUCUCAAGGAGGACUUUGAGCUACAACUCAACAAACCUUUUAUCUGGGGCUCUGUGCUAUCUGCAUCUCUGUGGGGUGGGAUGAUCUAUCCACUUACAAGUCAGCCUACCUCCAUUGCUGACAGGUUCUAUCUGGGUGGUCCAACUAGUGUAAGAGGUUUCGGCAUGUACAGUAUUGGGCCCCAGAGUGAAGGUGAUUAUCUGGGUGGGGAAGCAUAUUGGGCCAGUGGCCUCCACCUGUACACACCCCUCCCCUUCCGCUCGACCAAGGGCGGCUUGGCUGACCUCUUCAGAACUCACUUCUUCCUCAAUGCUGGAAACCUUUGCAACCUCAACUACGGAGAGGGACCACGCGCACAUCUGCAGAAGCUAGCAGAGUGUAUCCGUUGGUCAUAUGGGGCAGGAAUAAUUUUACGUCUAGGAAAUAUUGCUAGACUUGAACUCAAUUACUGCUUCCCCAUGAGUGUUCAAAGUGGAGACAGGAUAUGUGAUGGAGUUCAAUUUGGAGCAGGCAUCCGUUUCCUGUGAUCUCUGUAGCUGAAGCAGGGAGUUGUGGGAUAGCUUUUUGUAGUAUUUUUUUGAAUGUUUGAACUCAAAAUGAGAGUUCUUCCUGCAUGCACAUUCUGAGGAUACACUCCUUUUACCUAGAAGGCAAAGGAUGACUGAGCUUAAUUUAGAAAAACAUAUUGGUUUUGCCCUAGGAUGAAAAUUCAGUUGUCAUUUCCUAACUUUCAUGUCAUUCCAAACCCUCAUGAGGAACACCUGAGGAGACAAUUUGAAGAAUGCCAAUGUGCAAUUUUCUAUGCAAUGAAAGUGGAUGGUGACAUCUCUUUUUGUGUUCCAUGGUAAAUACCGGUUUGGAAUAACAUGAAGGUGAGUAAAUCAUUACUGAAUUUUCCUCUAUCGGUGAACUACCCCUUUAAAAGUGGUGGCUGCAAGUGUUAAAUUGUUUUCCUUGUGUUGUUGUUUCCAAUGUGAAAAUCUGGUACGAAACCACACCACUGUCAACUCAUGUGUUCUUUAGCAGUCUUGGGAGAUGUGCAGUAAAUAUUGUACUUCAAUGAAAGCCACAUAUAAACAUGUAUGACUCUUUCUCCUUUUAAAUGACAUGGUUUAGUGUUGAAAUCAGUUGUAUUGUCUAAUGCCAAACUAGAUAAAUGAAUCGACUCGACUGAUUUCACUGAGCGGAUCAUGAGUCAACUCCUUUGUGAAAUCCACCAGCAGUGCUCUUAUUGUUAGGACACUUUUUAUUAUUGUCAGAACUUGUUAUACUGGGCACAAAAUAAACCGUUUGGAUCCCCAAUUCA